Mercenaria mercenaria is the source of this 1680-nucleotide messenger RNA. RefSeq lists its product as uncharacterized. The transcript is spliced from 5 exons. The coding region runs from base 97 to 774 and encodes 225 amino acids. The record is from RefSeq and is a predicted model, not a curated record. NCBI's taxonomy places the organism in Eukaryota, Metazoa, Mollusca, Bivalvia, Venerida, Veneridae.
GCAGUUUUGACAGACAUAUGAGUGAUCCGGUAUCAUAUAACGGACUUAAGUUUCGUCAGUUUACGUGUUUACCAACCCACACGCAAAAACACUUGAAUGAAAUGGUAUAAACGUGGAUAUAAGCGCGGGAUAUUUCACAUAUCGGAUAUUCCGACAUGUUCGUCAUACAACGGCCUAUGUCAUUUAAUGUAUAACAUCACGGACGGUGACACCUAUCAGGUUCUUAACAGUCAUCAGCAGAUCUGCAGCUGCCCGGGCAGGCCCUGUGAUACCAACUGGACAGACACCGGCCGGUCUAUCACAAAAGUGUUCAAAUAUGCAGGCCAGGAAGUUGAAAUUAAGAUGAGUUAUUGUACAAUGGAUCUGCCCGACAUUGUAUGUCGGCAAAACGACGUUGCACUCACCACCCGAGGACGGGGACCAUUUACGUUUGAAAUCGCCCGCGAUUUCAGUUGUCGCUGCUACAGACAGAUGUACACACACAAAUCUUGGCGACUGGAUGACUACAAUUAUUUUGAAUACAGUUGCGGCAAGCCUCGAUGCGGAAUGAACCGGACGCCGUCGACUGAGUGUAUGAAAAUUACUUAUAAAUCACCUAACAACUUUGAACAUGAAUACCUGUGCCGCUGCCGACGGUACGAGGAAUGUAUUGGAGGUCCGCUGCCGACGGCCUCUAAUCCUGUAACGAGGCGGACAUGUCAGCGAUUAUCUAACGCAGAACUUAGCCGACGUCGAGUUAUUCGCCGUCAUUACCGACAUUUACGGCAACAGUGAAUUCAGUGAGACGCUUUCAAAGUGAUGAUUAUCUCGAUUAAGUUCUUGCAGAAAUUGAUUACAGAAAUGGUUGAGGGAAAAGUGUGUAUGAGUAAUGCCGAUUAGUGUUUUAAACAUUUCCUGGUGAUUAAACCAAUAAAGUAAUCGAAGCAUUGCUUAUACUGUUUUUAAGCUACGGCAUGUUUUGUCUUUGGCAAUGGCGGCUAGAUGGUAUGGUCGUUUUCAGACCCGAUGCAUGGCUGUUUUAAACAACUUUUGGUUGCAUGUUAGAAAACAGUAUUAAUAACAGACAAUUCUAUUAAAAAUAUUACAUAGAAAAAAAAAUGCAUUGAAAAAAAUAUUGAGAAAUUUAGUGUUUUGUCUCUAAAAGAUGAACUUACAAAAUUCGAAAGUUUCCACUCCUUCAGUAUGAACGAAUUAUCAAGAAUAUAUUUGACUGGAGCUUUCUGGACCUAUUAACUUUAGUAUACUGCGGGAUCUUUCUUUGCAAUGUUGAAGUAGUUAUACAGUAACAAUAAAAUAUUUUACACUACAUACUACCAAAUAUCAUGAAAAAUGAUAUUUUCGCCAAAUAUUUAUUCGUAUUAAGUCGGUUGUUAUAUUUUUACCUGCCUUUCGAAUUCACAGUCAUCUUUAUAUACUGUAUCAUGUAAGUUGUUGUACAUUUCUUUUCAAAAAAAUAUUUUAGAUUUUUUUUUCUGUGAACAUGGUCAUUAUUGUAAAUUUUAUCAUUAGCAUAACUUACAUUUAAUAUCAAAUAUCAUGUUUUAUUUCAAAGGACAUGUAUGGAUCAUAAUUGUAUACAUGUAGUAAAAUUAAAGACCGCUGAUUUAGAUAUUGUUUUGUACAAAUCGUAGGUCUUUGCCAGUUUUUUUUUUUUUCAGAAUAAAACGCAUCUUCUUGAUA